AUUCGUAAAUUCGCUGGCGGGAAGAAGACUGUGCGUGCUAGCUAAAGUGUAAUUUGUUUAUUACACUCAGGUCAGUUAUGUCUCGAAUACUCAACUCUAUUGUAGCUGUUUGUCCAGACAUGGGAAUAGGGAAAAAUGGAAAUCUGCCAUGGCAUCCAAUAAGACUAAGUAAUGAAUUCAAGCACUUUCAGAAGAUGACCAUGACUCCUUUAGUUGAGGGUAACAGUAAAAAGAAUGUGGUCCUGAUGGGCAGAAAGACUUGGUUCUCUAUUCCUGCAGCAAACAGACCCCUGAAGAACAGGAUCAACAUUGUUCUCAGCAGAGAGCUCAAGACAGCCCCAGAGGGAGCUCACUACCUUGCUUCAGACUUCAGUUCAGCUCUCCAUCUGUUAGACAGCAGUGAGCUCGAAAAACAAGUGGACCAGGUUUGGAUAAUUGGCGGAAGCGCUCUGUACAAGGAGGUGAUGGAGAGUUCUGCUCCCAGGCGUCUUUUUGUAACACGCGUCCUCAAGCAGUUUGACUGCGACACAUUCAUACCUGACAUUAACAUGGACAAGUACAAGCUCUUGCCCGAAUUCCCGGGUGUACCCACGGGCGUGCAGGAGGAGAAUGGUGUUCAGUAUGUAUUUGAAGUAUAUGAGAGCACCGACCACUAAGAAGAUCCUUUAAGCAUGAUGCUAAAGUCGGAGAAGUGGCCUGGCCGGGUAAUGCGAGUGCUCUGACAUGUUGUGUGGCUCAGACCUGUUUUUAAAUCAGAGUUUUGUAAUUGCCUGACAGACCCCCAUCACCCCUAUCAUUUUUUUUGCCACAUUUCCUGUCCACUUUCCUUAGUAAUAAAAAUGAAAUGUGAUUCUAGGACAGUUAAAAUGUUUUUAUUAUAAAAUUUUAUGUGUGGCAUUUGCAACUUUAUAUACAAAGUGGAAAGUAGGCUGAAAAUCAUGAGAAGACAAGAGGGUGGGUAAAAGGGUGAAAUUGAUAGGAUCCAAUCUCCUAUGAGCACAACAACUCAACAUGUUGCAAGAGUGCUGACCACUAGGUCUCUGCUUAUUUGCGGCCUUUUCUCAAAUUUUUUUAAAUAUGCAAAAACAGUUGUUUUCCCACUGUCACUACCAGAAUCUUAUUUUAUUAGUAUCAGGUUUAGUUCCUGGAUUAUCAUUUCAAAUAUUCAGAAAACAAUAUACUUAAUUUUUAUCAUAAAUGUUCUUUUCCACAUCUGCUAUCCAGUUAAUUAUUCUUCAUCUUGCCAACUGCAAAAGACAACCUGCUCAUCUCCAUAUCCAAUAGCAACUGAAGUGUCUGCUCUUAAGCCAGCCUGAAGAUCUGACUGCUCUCAUGAAUAUGCAUAUGUGUUUGGUCUUCAGACUGGCUGAUUGACAAAGGUCAUAUAGUUUAGAGAAGGGUCGCAAUACUAGCACUUUCUCUCUCACCCACACAAACUCCUUCAUGACCCCUAUUUUAAAAAGCCAAAUGCCGCAAUCAGGCAAAACCUUUUUAGGCUGAUUGGUUUCGGGUAUGUCAGCCUAAUGUACUACGAAUGUUUACAACCAGGCUGAAAUAAACCUGACUGGAAUUCCAAUUACCUUGCACAUGCA
Messenger RNA from Sinocyclocheilus anshuiensis, 1592 nucleotides. Its product is annotated as dihydrofolate reductase-like. Gene Ontology annotation, molecular function: dihydrofolate reductase activity; NADP binding. Gene Ontology annotation, biological process: dihydrofolate metabolic process; folic acid metabolic process; tetrahydrofolate biosynthetic process. The coding region runs from base 78 to 656 and encodes 192 amino acids. Lineage: Eukaryota; Metazoa; Chordata; Actinopteri; Cypriniformes; Cyprinidae. The transcript is spliced from 6 exons. Gene Ontology annotation, cellular component: mitochondrion. The record is from RefSeq and is a predicted model, not a curated record.